This is a messenger RNA of Botrytis deweyae, 1263 nucleotides long. RefSeq lists its product as uncharacterized. The record is from RefSeq and is a predicted model, not a curated record. The transcript is spliced from 4 exons. Lineage: Eukaryota; Fungi; Ascomycota; Leotiomycetes; Helotiales; Sclerotiniaceae. The coding region runs from base 1 to 1140 and encodes 379 amino acids.
AUGUCCCAUCCUAGUGAAAAGACUGAAGCUGAAAAGCUUGCAGGCAUGUUAGCCAUACAUGCGGAAAUGACUCGCGGGUGGAAAGCAUCAAAAUUUCACGCCGUUCAAAAAGAAUGGGUGGAAAAAACGAUAUUUCCUUUGAAGCUAGUAGUGGAUUCAGCGUUAUCCAUGGGUGUUGGAUCAAUACAGGGUGGCACAAAUAGUUCUUAUAAGUAUGAUGAAAGUUACGUUUCGCAGAAUGAGGAACGCGGCGGAGGUUUGUAUCAUCUUUCCCAAGUGGUUGGCUUUGAAUGUUGGAUUGAUAUUUUGAGGCAAAAAUUUGAUAUUCCACCAAGUAAAGUGUACUUUCAGGAUCCGGGUUUCACCGAUCUCGAAAAAUCGUUCAUCACUUCACUUGGCCAUACAAUAUUAGAGCAUCCCCAAGCAUACGAAAUACUCACACGGCGAACAUUUCUCUGUUCUUGUCGCUUAUAUAAAGAUGUUGUGGCAGCUUGCUUUGCCGCUGCCAUGCCGGACUUGGCUGUUAUGUCACCACUUUGGAUGGAUAGCUGGGUAACAUCCUCCCUGGCCGGAGGACCAUAUUUUAACAGAAUGAGGCGAACUAUCCGUCGGUACGCCAGGACACACCUUAGCCAGAAGCAAGGUCCACUCUUUGAACGCACUCGCGACGCAGACCUCGAGGAUUUGAGUAUAGAUAGACUGAUGCAUAGCUGUCUCCAAGACGUCGAGAUGUAUUGGACGCCGGAUGAUUUGAGUGUAAUAGGAGAUAUAGGCGAGCCGAUAGAUCAAGAAGUGUGGCGUUUCUUGCCCGGAAUCUAUGGUGUAGUCGAUUCUCUGGGAGGAGGGAUGGCGUAUGUGGAGAUGAGGGUAGAAAUGCAGAAUAAGCGUCGCAAGGAAAACCCAUUAGAAGAAUUACCUAGUGGAUCUGAGUGGGAAUAUGAGGGGAAAGAAGACGAGCCUGAGCCUGAGCCAGAACCAGAGCCAGAACCAGAACCACAACCCGAUAAACCAUUACCAUCUACAAAAAUAACUCCCAGGUCCCCUCUCUAUCGUGAUAGCUAUCGCGGUAACAGAAGACGACUGACACGAAUAAGAAAGCUGCGGGCAUAUCGCGAUGACGGCACGAUAAACUUUUCAUGAUGGCUCCUGAUUGCAGUAUGGGAGGUUGAAUUUUCUAGAAGGGUUAAUGUUGUUGUAGAUUUCUAUCGGGGUGUAUUGUUGGUUUGUUGGUGUUUGGGACACUUGAAAAGAGGGAUUCAUCUA